This is a messenger RNA of Branchiostoma belcheri (Belcher's lancelet), 2015 nucleotides long. RefSeq names its product tRNA-dihydrouridine(20) synthase [NAD(P)+]-like. Gene Ontology annotation, biological process: tRNA dihydrouridine synthesis. The record is from RefSeq and is a predicted model, not a curated record. The transcript has 15 exons. Bases 1 to 1635 code for a protein of 544 amino acids. Gene Ontology annotation, molecular function: flavin adenine dinucleotide binding; tRNA dihydrouridine synthase activity; tRNA binding. Lineage: Eukaryota; Metazoa; Chordata; Leptocardii; Amphioxiformes; Branchiostomatidae. Gene Ontology annotation, cellular component: cytoplasm.
AUGACUUCUACCAUGGGCGGUGCGAGCAGCCGACUGAACUACGCCAACAAAGUGAUGUUGGCUCCCAUGGUGAGGAUAGGCACGUUACCUGCCCGGCUGCUGGCUCUGGAGUACGGCGCUGAUGUGGUUUACUGCGAGGAACUGAUUGACCACAGUAUGCUCCAGUGCCAAAGAGUUGAGAAUCAACUCUUGGACACCAUAGACUUCAUCAAGGAGCAGGCCCACCACCCUGUGUUCAGGACGUGUGCCAAGGAGAAGGACAGGGUUGUCUUUCAAAUGGGGACAGCAGAUCCAGAGAGAGCUCUGAAAGUGGCAAAACUCGUGGAAAAUGAUGUAGCUGGUAUUGAUGUGAACAUGGGGUGUCCAAAAGAGUACUCCACAAAGGGAGGCAUGGGAGCUGCUCUUUUGUCCAACCCAGAGAAAAUUAGACAGAUUCUGACAACUCUGGUGAAUGGUGUGUCCAUACCUGUUACCUGCAAGAUCCGCAUCCUCCCUAAGCUGGAGGAUACCCUGUCCUUGGUGAAACUGAUAGAGAGUACGGGUGUGGCAGCUGUAGCAGUCCAUGGCAGAUACAAAGAAGAGAGGCCGAGGCAUCCUGUCCAUCCUGAUGCCAUUAAAGCCAUUGCAGAAACUGUGUCUAUACCUGUCAUUGCAAAUGGUGGAUCAGGGGACCAGAUCAAGCGGUAUGAGGACCUUGAGAGGUUUCGUGAGGACACGGGCGCCUCGUCUGUCAUGGUGGCGCGGGCUGCCCAGUGGAACUUCUCCAUCUUCAGACCAGACGGCAUGCUUCCUGUGGACGAUGUUAUCAGGGACUAUCUCAGAUAUGCUGUAGACUACGACAACGUGGCCCUUAACUCCAAGUACGUCCUGCAGCAGAUCCUACAGGCUGAGCAGCAGUCACCACGGGGACAGAAACUACUGGCCACACAGUCACUCAGGGAGAUGUGUGCCUUGUGGGAUGUAGUAGACUACUAUGAUGAAGUUCAAGUGAGGAGACAGUCUAGGAGGGAAGAGUUGGAAAGGAAAAAGGGUCUGUCUCGACAUGAACCCAGACUGGUGGAUGGCAUCUACACCAUGCAUGUAGAGUACAUCAGGAAAGAGUACCCUUCUGCAGUCAGCCCCAAGACAAUUCUACUGGACUGGAGCAGGAGGGAAUAUCUGCCUCAGCCUACUUAUCUAACAGAAAAGCACCGAUCUGAUACAAAAUUCCACUCUGUUGUCACGGUGGGUGAUAAGAAAUAUGCAUCCAGUUUUUGGCACAAGGCCAAGAAGCUUGCUGAACAGGCUGCUGCCAGCGUCUGCUUGAAAACACUUGGUCUACAUGAUGGAAAGUUACAGGGCAAUACCAUGGAAGCAAAGGAUGAUGGGAAGAGACAUGCAGAGGCUCAUGGGAAGAGCCCAUCUGUAGAUAGUCCACAGAGAAAGAAGUGCAGGACAGAAGAGGCUGAGACAGGAGAAAAGGCGGAUGCUUGUAAUGACAAUGAACCUGAGGUAAAGACAAGAGGUGAAUCAGAAAUACAGACAGAUGCUGAGGCAAAGACAACUGAAGAUGUCCAACAUACUUUAAAGGCUGCUCACAAAGUCACACAAAAUGGAAAUGUUGAUGCAGAGAAAUGCAAUGAUUUCAAAAGCUGACACUGUUUUAGCACCACUUUUUUUUAUAUCUUGAAUUAUUGUGUUCAACUCUAUUUGAUAUUUAUCUAGCCAUUGUGCUAAUGUAACGUUACCUGUUGAAGAAUAAACAUUGUAGUUCUGUUUUUUUACCUGGCCUGUGCACGUAGGCAGGCAGGCAGGUUCUGUUUUGUCUGUAUUACAAGAAUACAUGUUGUUUACAACAUUAACAGGGUAUAGUUAGUUGUACACAAAAGUAUCCAGCAAACAUUUUCAAGGACCGUAGACUAAAAUCAAAAUGACAUUGGAAUUCAGUAAUGAUUUUAAGAUAUUAUUUCAAAUAAACCAGUAUAAAUGCUGCAUUAAAUACUGCUCAACUUGCUUCUAUAUGCCAGGAUCACUUU